This is a messenger RNA of Osmia bicornis bicornis, 7102 nucleotides long. RefSeq names its product (E3-independent) E2 ubiquitin-conjugating enzyme UBE2O. Lineage: Eukaryota; Metazoa; Arthropoda; Insecta; Hymenoptera; Megachilidae. Bases 230 to 4150 code for a protein of 1306 amino acids. The transcript has 8 exons. The record is from RefSeq and is a predicted model, not a curated record.
AACGGUUGAAAAGCAAACAAUCUCGAUUUGAAAAAAAAAGUCGAUAACAACUCGAUCGGUGAGAAGCCAAGAGACAUCUUGAAUCGGUCGUUUUAAAGUCGGGGUUGGGGUCGGGUUCGGGGUCGGGAGUCAAGUUCCCUGCUUGCGACGUGCGCCAUAACCGUUGCGCCGUGUAACCUUCUGUCAGCCGUCGUCGGCGAGGAGUGAGUACUCAGUGAUCAGAGAAAAGAUGGCUACGAACUUUGGGGUAGAAUGUCAGUACUUUUACGAGGAUGUCGUCUACCGUGUGGACAAAAAAGGUAACGUUGUAUUCGGGAUCGUUAUGGAAAACGACGACCAAGAUUUGUCUGAGGAAAGUUCUGACAGUGAAGAGAGUCCAAAAAGGAAAAAGGGCGAGAUUCGCGUGGUCUGGCAUCCCUCCGGUGUCUCGGAACUGGUCAGCUCGAAGAAGGUUCACUUAGCGGAUAGAACACUGAUGCCAGGAGAUGUUGUACGUCGAAUGAUCAAGGGAAAAGAUACACAAAGGGGAUAUUGCAGAGAUAUUGAGCUUACUGCUUGUGUUCAAGUGAUCGGUACUAAACAGGUCCUUACAAAUAUUAGAAGCGAAGAUUUAGUACCUUUGGAAGAAUUUGCAACGGAUAUAUCUGUUUGUAUGGAUUCAUGGGUUGGUGGUAUAAAAAUGGCACAUUUUAAAUUAUGGCUUACUACACCAGAUGGAUCACGAUGUGUUAUAAAUGAAAUGGAUUCUCGUGUGUUGGGCCAAUUAGAAGAAAAACGCGAUAAUGACAAUGAUUUUCCUCGUUCUUUUGAAUUUUAUCCUGGUCAAAAUUUGUGGGGACCAGUUCACUGCCUAGAGGAUGCACAGUGGAUUACGUGUACAAAAGAAAUGAAAGCAAAGAGGAAAACUAAACCACAAAAGAUGACAAAAGUAAUAGUAGAAAAGGUAGAAACAGAUUGGGUAGGAGUACAUUGGCAGUGUAGAGCAUAUUCAAAGGAUGGCGCUUGGUCUGAUCAAGCUCAACCAAAAUUUGUAGUCGAAGGAGAAAAUUUAAAGAAAUUAAAAUUAUUAAAUGUUUUCGAGUCUUCGACUGUACAAGUGGGAGAUCGCAAUUUCUAUGUAAUUAAAGGUGAUGAAAAUAUCAUUACCCGAGAACAAUGGAGGAAGCAACAGAAAGAUAUGUAUCAAGUUCCUAAACAUAGUCCAAAGAAAACACGUCCAAAUAUCAGUGUUACAAAGCCGGUCGAAGAUAAAAGAAAAGAUAAAGUUAGCGAACAGCAGGCAUUAGAAGAGAAUGCUCAAAACAAUAUUAACAAUUUACAAAAUGUGACAAGUAGUAACACUUUAAUGCCUCCGAUACACAAUCAAAUUACUGAAAGUUCUGAUGAUUGGGAUACGGAAGAUACAGGUUCGCAAAGCGAUAGCGCUUCGAUAUCUAGUGGAUGUUCAAGCAUGUCUUCUAUGGGUAAAAAGAAAAAAGGUCCUGCAUUAAUGACAAAAGUAUUAAAGAAAAAAAAAUUAUGUAAAGCAAAAAAGAAAGUACCACCAGUUCCGCUUAUCCCAGGAACUAAAAUUGUUGUAGAAACACUAUCUACAAACACGAAAGCUAAUGUUGUAUGGCAGGAUGGUUCUGUAGAAUUUGGUAUUCCAUCAACACAACUCUAUCCAAUUCAUCACUUAGACGACAAAGAAUUCUUUCCGGGUGAUUUUGUAGUUGAUCAGAAAGAAGAAUCUCGAAUGUAUGGUGUAGUUCAAAGUGUUGAUCACCAAGGUAGAACAGCUAAAAUAAAGUGGUUCAAAACAUAUACUUCAAGUCAGAGUCCACAACCAACUUUACUAGAAGAACGUGAAGUCAGUGUGUAUGAUUUAAAAGAUCAUCCAGAUUUUCAAUACAGACCAGGUACAUUAGUAAUUCGAAUAGCUAAUUUCGAAGGAGAAGAUGCUGGAUGUACUGCAGGUCAAGUGUUAGAUAAUUAUCCAGAGGGACGAGUUAAAGUUUGGUGGGUUGAUGGACAUGUAAGUAUGUGUUGGCCUCAAGAUCUCUACAAAGUAGGGGAAUACGAUAGCGAUGAAGGAGAGUUAUGGGACGAUGUGUCAUCUGAUGCGUCAUGGGAGACGGAAUUGGAAGAUUGCUUUAUCGCUGACACCGAUGCUACAGAACAAACGGAACUAGAAAAUAUCAAGCCAAAAUUAGCCGCUCAUAUCGAGAAAGCUCGUAUCUCAUUGUCUAGAUUGGAAGAGAUCUUUACUCAGAAUCCAUCGCUUCAAACAACUGAAGUUAUGAGAAGAUUAUUGGAAGUGUACAAAGAUUGUCGAUAUAUGGAUAAACUAAUGGGUACCUCUUUCUUCCAUGAAAGCCAUUUUCAGGGAUUAUUAGAAAGAGUUAGAGAACGUGGCCGAGCAAAUGUAGCGCAACGUAUGGCGGAUCAAGUGACGAGAUUGUUUACUCAUAAAUCUGAUGGGUCAGAGGAAGGUAUAGAAAAGGAGAAUAGUGAAAAUUUUAAUAGUGUACAGUCUAGAAGUAGUCCUUGUGAAAAAAUCAUUACCACUGUAACAGAUAUGACUGAAUCUCCUGAUAAUAAAAACGAUGACAGCAACAAAAAGAAUGCAAAAGGUGAAGAUUCAACUGAUCGAUUGUUUAUCAAUACUAAUCCUAAUCCUGAAGAUUCUGGAUUGUAUUCUGCGGAGAAUUCAAAAAAGGAAUCAGGUUCGAGCGAGUCGAGCGGAGAAUUUUUACUUAGCGAAGAUGUAAAUAACAUCCCUGAUCGUUCAAUGGAAAAAAUUGAAUCAAAUAAGGCUAGCAGAAUGCAAAUGAAUAUGAGCUCUCACAUAGCCAGUUCUCAAGUUUGCGUUAAACUUUGUACUCUGAUAAAAGCUCAGCUUGUAUUAGCGCAUGCAGAAGUUUCUAAACGGUUUGGAUUAUCGAAAAUGAGGUUAUUCGACGCUGAAAAAGGUUCCUCUCCUUUGAAGAAACAGAAGAAAGACGAGGAAAAGCGUAUAGAAUUAUUACAGGAAUCGUCUGAAUGUUCAAUUGAAGUUCCACCGCCAGUAUACAUGGAAGGAGAAGGAUUCACUAUAGAUGAAACUGCGCCGGAUAGCCAUAAAUUUAAGUUAACAAUGUUUCAGCCUACAGAUCCUACAAACUUUUUUAGGACUGUGUCUAAGGAAUUAAAACUCUUGAAGAGUUCCCUUCCACCUGGCAUAUGGGUAAAAGGAUUUGAAGAUAGAAUAGAUUUGUACUCGGUAAUGUUCCGAGGCCCUGAAAAAACACCAUACGAAGAUGGACUUUUCCUUUUCGAUUUUCAAUUGUCCGCCGAUUAUCCUGCUGCUCCACCACUUUGUCAUUACAUUUCUUACUGUAACGAUAGAUUGAAUCCUAAUCUCUACGAGGAUGGUAAAGUAUGUGUAAGUUUACUCGGAACUUGGUCCGGUCGUGGAACAGAAGUAUGGACAAGCUCUUCGACUCUGUUACAAGUUAUAGUUUCUAUUCAAGGGCUAAUCCUCGUACCAGAACCAUAUUUUAACGAGGCUGGAUUUGAAAAACAGAAAGGUUCUCAACAGGGAAAAGAGAAUUCAAGAAUGUACAAUGAAAUGGUUGUAUUGAAAUUGGUUCAAGCACAAACUAAAUUGUUACAGCAUCCGCCACCAGUAUUUAAAGAUAUUAUUAUUGAACACUUCAAGAGGCAUGCAAAGAAAUUGCUACAACGCUUAGAUUUAUGGAUGGAAAUUUCUGAACAGCAUAACAAUCAGCAUCCAUUAUCUCCAGUAACACCUACUACUUUCAAACAAAUAUCUGACCUUGAUAAGAAAAUUUUACCAGAAUUUCCAUUAAUACCAGCGUCUAGAGGCUUUUGUAUAACACUCCGUAAGACUUUGGCUACCUUUAAAAAUGUACUAAUUAACGAAGGUAUUAUAGAAAGAGACAAUGAAACACUGGAUCGUGAGAAUGUUAAACAGCAACCAAAAAAUGAGUGUCACGAAUCUUAUAACGUGGUGCAUCGUAACAGUAAAAGAAACAUCAGUGAAGAAAGUAGCAAAUUAACGUUGAAUGGAGGAAUAUCUAAGGACUGUAUUUCAUCAUCCUCCACGAAUAUUUCUUCUCCGCCACUAUGCGAAACGAAGAAGAACACUUCGGAUCAUACCAUCAGCUAGCCACAAGGUAAAUCUAAGUUUAAACCUAAAAAUGUAGCUUAUAAAAGGUACAUCAUUAUUCGGUAAUAUAUUGAAUUAAUUUAUUAUAUUAUAUUAUAUAUUGAAAGAUAUGUUCAAUGAUGUUCGCGGUAUCUAUUUAUUUAUAUGAACAUUAACUACUACUAACAAGCGAUAACUUUUCAUAGAAAUGCCGCUGUCAUUGCUCCGCAACUAGGUAAUACUUGUUACUGUAGAGUAACCAUUAUAGUAACAUAUAAAAGUAAUAAAAUACGAUGACACAUAGACACGUGCGGGCAAAUUUUGUUGUUGUAAACAAUUCGUAAAUUUCUCGGGAUUUAUUCAUUUAUAAUGUUAUAUAAAAUAUAUAAUAACGGAAUUAUAUAUAAUAUAUAACAUUGUUAAUAAUUAAUGGAUGUAGAAUUAAUAUUUGCCCCGAGGAUAAAUACAUACGGGAUACUACACGCAUUUAGUUCUGUAAUUUUCUGCAAUAAGAGUAAAAGCGUUCCUCGGAAACGCAAUAAAAACUUGACUGAAUUAUUAAAAACAAAGAAAAAAGAAAUCAAUGUCGAGGCAAAUAAAAUCAGGUAAACUCAAGAACAUCGUUAUUCCGUAAAAAAAAAUAAAAAAAAAAGAUAAGAAUUAAAUGAAAGGUAAAGUAACCGGUAGCAAUACGUUGAGCCAACAUGAGAACACUUUGCAAUAGAGUUAAGAGACACGAUAAUAAUAGCUAUUAAUUCUAAAUGCAUUUCAAUGAAUACACUUCGAAAUAAUAAUAUCACAGACUUUAAAAGUAAUCCAUUAUCCUUUCAACUACCUUGAAUCAUUAUGCCAUCCACUAAUACAGUAUUUCAAAUAAAGAUUACGAAGUGGUUUUGAUUGCAUAUAGGUUUUAGCUUAGAGAAACAAAGAUUCGUAUUUAGAUGAGAACCUAUGAAAGCUAUGUCUAACGUUAGACACUUUUAACGUAACUUGUAAAUUAUAAUAUUAUUAGAUGCACGAUUAUCAACACUAACAAUUUUCUUCAUUGAUGAUUUAUUUCGUACGUUUAUAGAAAAUUAUGUUUGCGAUGUUCAAUUUGUUUGUUUUUUUCUUUUACGAAUAAUUUAAUAACAAAGUACUUAGUAUUAUUAUAUAUUCAAUGGCAGAUAAUGUUGAUACUUAUACAUAUAACGUACAGUAUUACUUAUAUUUAUUUUAUUUUAUUUCUAUACUCCCUAGUGUAAUAUAAAACAUUAUUAUGAGGGGGUUGUUUCUAUAAAUUUUAAAAUGAAUGUAUCUACAAAUAUGGUACUUAAUACACGUAACAUUUGUGCGAAAAUGUAUUCUACAGAAAUAUAUUGCUCACAACGAAAUAAGAAAGAGAGAUCAACAGUUAUGUAACUAUUUGUAUUAACACAAAAUGAAUAUUCUUUGUUUUCUUUUCUGAUUAUAUUGUACUACUACAUUUUAUUCAUAUUAAUCAGUAUCACAUUUUAGUUAUUUUUCUCCUUAAAGUAUAUAUAUAUCAUAUGUAUAAUAAUUAUUUUAAAGGAAUGAAAUUCCAUUGAAAGUUAUGUAUAAAAGUUAUAUUUUUCUAAAAGUUAUGGCUUAAUUCCAAAAUACUUGUAUAUUGUUUAAGUUAUAUUUAUAUAAUACAUUUUUUAUUUAUAUACUACUUACAUAUAUAUAUAUAUAUAUUAUAUGUGUUAAUAAACGAUCGUCAAAUUUUUGUUAUUAGAUGAUGCUUGAUCUUAUUAAUCGCUUAGCUGAAGGUAUGAUUUCAAACUAACACGCUGCAUUGAUUUUUUUACUACCCCGGGUUAGUGUACAGUAAUUUAAAAAAGAGAAAAUUUGUGUUCAGAGACCGAUAAAAAAAGUUACCCUUUAAACCAAGAAUUUAACGUGUAUACAUAAUAUACUUUUGUCUGCAUGUUGUUUCAAUCGUAUCGCAGAACGAUUUAUAUUAUGUUGAAUAUUUAUCGACAUAGAAUAGCACAAAAAUUUGAGUGUUAAAGAACGUAAUACAAUCACGUAUACAGUACUGCAUAUCGAAGAAUGUCUAAUCUGCAAUGGAUCUGUAGGUUUUGAUAUUCUUGGAUCAAAUUGCAGUAUCUUAAAAAUGCGAUGGUUUUGGAAUUCUCACGCCAGAAGGGCGCACUUGACACGGGUACAGAGGCAAGAUUUACAAAAGAAAACGUACUUGCAUGAAAGUUUCUUUGAAGUCAUAUGGUGCUGGAUAAUAUAAACCAAAAAAUAAGAGGAAAACUCAGUUAUCUCCAGGAAACUACAGUUUCCAGUGAGAAGAAAGAAAGAGCGCGCGCGAAAGAGAGAGAGAGAGAUUGUGUGUAUGUAUAAGUAGAAAGAUAGUAAAACUAUACAUAUAGCUGAAGAAAUUAUGAGAAAGGGGGAAAAAAAUGCAAAUGCUGCCCUUUAAGAUAAAGAGGAGCUUGUUAUAUGAAAGGUGAUGUUUUGGAAUGCCUUGUAUAUGUGCCAGCUAUUUCUAUUUACAUUACUAUGAUAAUUAUACUUGUAAGUUGCAUAAAGCUUUAUUUCGGUUGUAAUUACUUUGAUGUUAUAUUAAAAAAAGGAAAAAAAAACCAAAAGAAGCAUAUUUAAUUAUUCGAGUCAGUAUACAAAGUUUAGAUGCCAACAGUUAAUUUAUGAUUGUUUAAAAAGAAAAAUAUGAGUAAGGUAACGUUAAUCAUUAUUGUAUUUAUUGUAACGCUAUGAUAUUGGCUGCCAAAAUGUUAAAAAUUGAAAAAAAAGUGUUCGACAUAUUUCAUUGUAGAUGAAACAUUUCAAAAGAUGAGAAAAUAAGGAGGAAAACGUUUGUUGGUUUCACUUUUAAUUAAAGAGUUUUUCUUUGUUGGCAUCGGCUUAUGUAGUAUUACAAAGAUCAUGUAAUAAGUUAUACUUGUAACUUGAUUUCCUUGAAUCUUAUUUAAUAAAAAGUCAGUAUGCGAUUAAAACACA